Cordyceps militaris CM01 is the source of this 10572-nucleotide messenger RNA. RefSeq names its product insecticidal toxin complex protein. The record is from RefSeq and is a predicted model, not a curated record. The coding region runs from base 1 to 10572 and encodes 3523 amino acids. The transcript has 2 exons. NCBI's taxonomy places the organism in Eukaryota, Fungi, Ascomycota, Sordariomycetes, Hypocreales, Cordycipitaceae.
AUGACAAAAUCAGAAUUCCUUAUUGUGCGCAUCGUCCCCACGCACCCCGUCACAGCCUCGGCCUUCCGGGCCGCUCUCAACCAAAUCACCAUCACCGCCUCAGACAGGACCGUCUUCAGCACCGGCCAUGAUCGCGAGCUCGGAAAAGCGACCGGUCUGGCCGACCAACCGGUCGAUGCCCUGACCCCCAUCCCGCCGCUAUCCGUGGUCCCCGGCGACCCGCCCACGCUUCAACCCAGCAUCAUCCAGCACUUCUCCAUCAAGGGCACCGUGCUUGGCACGUCCUCAGUCGCCACAGCCGUCAUCGUUAUCAACAGGGCUGGCCUAGAGCAGCCCACCAAGGAGUAUCCCACGCCGACGUCCUACGACGUCCGCCUGACCUUGACGCAGGACUCGCCGCAGCCCACCGUCUCCAGUCGCCAGCAAGUUGUCGACUUCAACGUGCAAGUCGCCAACGAGCACCUCGUGCCGGAACAAACAUCCUACAUCGCGAGAGAGGCGGCCGUGUACUUGUCCAUUGACGUUCCCCAGGUUGCGCUCGACCCGGGGACCACACUCUACUCGCCAGCAGCAGAUGGCACGCCCCCCAGCUUCGCUUACAUGGUCAAAGCCAUCGACAAUGUUCUCGGCAAAGACUCUCCCGUCGGGGCCCCCUCGCUGGAAGAUAUCAAGGUCUAUCUAUCACCAGCGCAAGCACGACAGGUCGCUGCAGAGCUGGUCAAUAACCGGCUGCUCGACCCGCCGCCCUCUGCGCCGUAUCCCUCGUGGGACAAGGAUAUCUACAAGGUAAAGACCGAUACCGUCUUCUUUGAAGACAUGUUUACUCUUGCCGCAGCGGGCGGAAAAAUCCUCCCCCAAGAGACGGACCAGUCGCGUACCAAGUUCGAGGGCGACCGCGCUUCAUACUACGCUCUGCGCACCUCAGACGGCAUCCGGCUCGCCAACUACGUCUACUCGGCCAUUUUCGCCGUCUACGCGGAAUUCUACAGUUUUGCCGCGACCCGGGCCGUCAUCAACGUGCCCGUCCAGUCCAGUGCGCAGCAUUCCACCUCGGUGUCGGUCCCGUCCAUGCCCGUCUCCGGCACAAGCGGCGCCGCCCUCGAUCCCAGCUUCACCGUGCCCGCCGCCUACUUCUACGCCCUCACCCUCACCCACGCCAUCUCGCAAGACUUUGACACCCGCCUCAAAAUUCUACUCACCACCUCGAGCGACAUCCUCACCAACUCGCUCGGUUCCGCCAUUGAUCAGGGCGUCUUGGGCCCGAUAUCAACGCUCGACGGGCUGAUCCGGUGCGCCACCUCGCUAAAGGCCGUGCCAGCGGCCGAUAUCAACCAGCGGCAGGCGGUCCGGCGCAUCGUCGCCCUGCAGGCCUCUGUCCGGAACGCGCUCCCGGAACAGGUGCAGCCGGCUGCCAAUGCGAGUGUCAAGGCCCUGGUGGCCGACUGGCUCCAGUUCCCCGGCGCUGACCAGGAUUUGCCUGAAAAAGUGUGGUAUCCGCCCGCCAAGGCAAAAGACUACCUCACCGUCAUCCUGGAAGUCAUCGCACCAGGAGAGGAGGCUUUGAUUACAGCAAUAUUGACAGACUUGCGCCUUCCACCAGCGUCCGGAGCUGGCCUCGGCGUAGUGAUUCAAACCGUCACAGACCUCUCCAGCGUGACCGAAGCGCAGUGGUUCGAGUUUUUCCAGCGCCACGAUGGUCUCUUGCCCAGGCGCUACCUCCUGGGCGACCUAAAAGACCGCGUACAUACGUUCGUCCAGGACGUCAACAAGGUCUUAUUCACGUCGCCCGCGCCGCAGUCACUCGGCGACUUGCCACCCCCGCAGGCUGUGCCAACAUGGACCGGCACGCUCGGCAAAGACGUCCUGGUGAAUUUCCUGAACCAGACCGACUUCCGCCUCGGGUCCGAUCUGGACGCCACCGCACUUGCGCAGUACGAGGCGCAGGCCCUGCAAAUCUUCAAAGACAAGGGAAUCGCCUUGUUUGUCACGCUCGCCCUCAAGACGCUGUGGACGCUGUAUCGCAUGACAGACCUGGUUGGUCUCAGCAAGGAACUACGCUUCUCGUACAUGGAAGCUCUGCAUGCGCGAGGCUUCACGAGCGCGGAAAGGGUGAAGCUGGUCGGCUCCUCCCAGUUUCCGCUCGCCAUGGCCGGUACGGUCGCGUUUCCCCGUGCCGGAGAGAUCUUCACCAAGGCGGACGCGCUGCCUUCAGAAACAGGACGCCCCGACCCAGAACCAGGAUAUACAUUCAGCGCAGUCAAUCCAGGGGACCUGGUGAAUUGCGAGCCUCCAUGCCACUUGUCGCCUUUUGGCCCUUUCCAUUACCUGAAGCAGCUCCUCGAACUGCCCUCGGGCACGCAAACCGUCGGCGAUGUUUUGGCCACGCGACGGGGGCCAUUGUCAACCCUCCAUGUGACUGCCAGUAACCUGGGCACCCAUCUCCCCUCCGUUGAUAUCGUCAAUGAGAAUCUAGAGUCCUUGGUGUCCGACUUGGCAGCGAAUUCUGGCGCGCUUUACAACACGACCAAUGCCGGUCUUGCGAGCAUUGACGUGCAAGGAACCACGCCGCUCAUCGUCCCAACAGACCUCGGCGAAGAUGAUAUUCUCAAGGCGCUCCCGCAGCACUCGUCGCCCCAUCUUCCCCAGGACCAGCCCAGUGUGUAUGCCACACUCGCCUCCUCGUUGGCUGGACCGGAUCUUCCUUAUUCGCAGGGCUUGGAUAUAUCCCGCCAGUACCUGGGCGCUGUGGGAACCUCACGCUUUGAACUCAUGCGCGUUUUUCAUCGCGACAUCACCGAGUUCGCGCUCGAUGCGUCCAAAGAGCCAGAGGCGUUUCAAAAGUCGACAUGGCGUCUUCCUGUUCGGUAUGAUAUCGCGCUCGAGUACCUCGGCAUUUCGUGGGAAGAAGCUGCAUUUGUGUAUCAGGGCAAAAUGACGAGUGCCACAGCCGUGGAGCUCCUCGGUACGGUGCUGCGCGGCAACAAGGACACCUCCCACGCCGUCCCUGUUCAAGUAUCGGCCUUUAUUUCUCAGGCCGGUAUAACAUACUGCGAGUUCCUUGAAUUGCACAAGAGCGGCUUCGUUGAGUUCGGUCCUGGGGAGGCGUACCCCGAGUAUCCAGAAUGCCUACCGUGCUGCGACGACGACCUUGUCCUCUCGUUCCCCACGGAACGUUCCCAGGCAGGCGGGCUACUCAAGCUCCUCAUCUUUGCCCGCCUUUGGAAAAGUCUCCGACGCGGCCGCGGGCCAUCGAUCACAAUGAAGGUCCUCGCAGACAUAUGCAAGGUCCUCAAACUGUUUACCGAAACAAACGUGAACCCAGAGUUUCUGCGACAGCUGGCCUCGUUUCUCAUGCUGGUUCAGCUCUGGUGCUUGCCCUUGGCUGACACAGAAUCUGCCUCCGAGCAGACUGAGCAACCGGAUGAGAGAAUCAAGAUUCUGUCCCUCUGGUCUAUGAAAGGCACCAAGACAGACGGCUUCCAAUGGUCCGUGAGAUCCCUCAUCGCAGGCAUUGAAAAGCACGCCAUCCAUCACUACAAGUGCGAAAAGCGCUCUGCUUCCUGGAACAAGAUCAACGCCAGCCAUCUCGACGCCUUGGCUGAGCUGGCCGGGUUCAUCGAGACCAAGUGGUACGCCACGCCGACAUGCACCAUCCGUUUCGUCGAGAUCCUGACAAAACUGUACGCCUCGCGCUUCACCGUCGGGGAAAUCCUCUUCUUAUUCACCCCGCGAAAGCACCUGCGUGACGACGACCCCUUUCCGCUCACCGAAAAGGACGAGUCUCUCGAUGAUCCCCUCAAUGUUCCCGAAGACGACGAGAAGCAUGGUCUCUGGGCUCUACGGCGCAAGCUUCUCCAGGUACAAGUCUGCGACGACGAUGCCGAGCGCUGGUCCUGGCCCAAGAUCGAGGCGACACUGGCAGACCUCGGCUACCGUCCCCACGACGAGCUGUUUUCGCUGCAAUUCCUCGCCGAGCACUUCUUCCCCGACAUCCUUCAAGAGUGCGGCUGUGACGUGUCGCACAAGAGCCGUUACUUUACGACGACCAUCCGCGACUCGUCGCCCAAGCUUUGGCAGUCUCACUGCUCGCCGUUUUCGUACCAGGCGCCGCCAGCGGGGGACGAAGAGGCGUCAGCCACGCUGCGCGUCAAGCUGCCGCUGCGAGGCGAGGAUGUGCUCCGGUUCCUGCGAGACACACGGCAACUUAACACCCAGGAGGCGUCUGCGGUGCAGACGCUCUACUGGCAGACCCGCGCCGCGCUGGCUCCGUUUGCGCUCCUGUUCACCAACUUCAACGACGCUGCCGACUACAUGGUCCAAGAACCCUGCGUCAGAAAGAGGUUCGCAUUUUUUCAGAAAGAGGUUGCCGCAUUUUACAAGCGCUGCAGAGUCAUUUCCCGGCAUCUCCACCACGCCGUGCAUUCCGCUUCGCAAUCCGAUGCCGCGGAAUGCGCAUGCGCCGCCGAGCACGACCACGAAUGCAUUGGUAGCAAGACCGCCUGGCGCGUCCUGUUGAGUCUCAUCGCCGACGAAAACAAAGCCUCUUCUCCUUGGGAGGAUCCUAUUGACUCGGGCGCACCCCCAGCAGAGUUUCAAUGGGGCCCCAAGUUCUCCGGAGGCGCUUUCGCCGCUCUUCUCGGCCUCAUAGGCACUGGCAUUGCAGGUGACUAUGUCGGUGCCGAUCCGCACAUUGUCUGGAAGGAGCUCCGUGGUGGCCUUUCUGCGUGGGGUGACGCGUGCAACGAUUGGAACACUCCCAUCGCCACCGUCCUGCCAGAGUUGACAUUGAAACAGUCGGACACGCAGUCGUCCCUCGUUUCGUUCAAGAACGGGUUUGCCCUGGAUCAAGAAACUGGCCGCGUCCUGUCGGGUGGUGAGCCGUUUUCUGUGGUGUGGAAAGGUGAACUCAUAGUAGAAAAGGGCGGCUGCUACCACUUCGCCAUUUCGUGCAACGCUCACCAUGAAUACUCUAACCGUCAGUCAAGUUUUCAUGAAGAUGAAGAACUCGGGGGCCAUCACACGCACGACUCCCACCAUGACCACCGCUUCUGUCACUGCGACUGCGAGAGCAAAAAGGAGUGGACCAUGACCCUCCGUCGCGGCAAUAAGACCUGGACCCUCCUCAGCCGAGGCUCAAACUCCAACGAAAUUCCAGAAACCUACUCUAAGCAGGUUCCCCUGCGCCCUGGCGCCUACCAGCUCACUAUUGUCUACAAGCAGCCCGAGCCCGACUUUGACGACGACGACGACCUGAAAAAGUCACACACGGGCGUCAGAGUGUCUUUCGAGGGCCCAGACACGCACCAUUACCUGCAACAGGUGCCCGUGUCUGCGCUCUACAUCCGGUGCAAAGAUGGCCCUCUCUGGCCGCAACACAACAUCAUGCAAUACACCCUCAUGGCUGGCAGCACGCGGGUCAUCAACGCCAGGUACAUCCCUACCCUGCGAGACAUCCGCAGGACAUACCAGCGCGCCUUCAAAUCCGUGCUCUUCGCGAGCCGGUUCUGCCUGUCCGCGUGCCACUCCCACUGCGAGGAUGAGUCGGAGCUGGGCUACCUGCUCAGUAACCCGACGAGUUUCCAGGGCACGUCUUACUACUGGGACGCUGCGACGAACGUUUACAAAGCGCAUCACGCAGACUUUGACUUCAACUCGCUCCCCGUCACGGAUGCCUACUUUCCACCCAGUGCGGACACGGACCUGCGCGUGCAGCCGAGCAAGAAGCGGCAGACGGCCCUCUUUGACUGGUUCGAGAGAAUUUUCGACUACACCGCGCUCCGCCGCGAGGUGCGAAGCCUAUGUGAGCCGGCGCUCUGGGUGUUUUUCCACCACGUCACGUUUGACUCGCCGCAGCCCGUCGACCAACUGCUCCGAUACCUGGGCGUCGAGAUUAUGCUCACGCCGCUGGUGCUCGAGUAUUUUGCGCCGCCCCCUGAUGGGCUGUUCAAAAUCACCGACGCGCAGAAUCUCAGUGUCCUGGGUGAUGAGAGGUGGGCUACGCGCGUGUGGAAAGCAAACAGGUGGCUCGUUCACGUCAUGCGCUCAUUCUACGCCCCCAUUACGGAACUAGCACUGUGCCGGCCGGCUCUUUGGUCUGCCAGCCCGGACCCGAAUGCACCUGUUGACGGGGUCGCUGGUAACGUGAACCUCACUCGUUUUGUUCAGAGAUGCUGCUUGAGCAAGACGGACGCCGAGAUACGUCUGCGGCAGGUCGUCGGGCUGAGUGACAACCUUCGUCUUCGAGCCCGCCAUGCCCUCCUCCAAUCUCUCCGCUCCAAUGGAUACUCAGCGGAGCAAGUGUCAGAUCAUCUAUUGCUGGAUGUCGCAGUCGAUAUUCGUGAAACAACCACCCGUGUCAAUGACCUUGUUGCUGCGGCACAGCGUCUUGUGCAUAGGGCUCUUCUCGGACUCGAAGCCGAGCUUCCCAUCGACUCCAAGACUCUCAAACUAUGGGACUGCGAGUUUUCAACCUUUGAGAAAUGGCAGGCACAUCAGAGACGCACCUGGUACUCUGAAAACUGGCUGAAAUGGGAUGAAACGAAGAAGCUGUCCAAAAGUGAAGGCUACAAAUCCCUCGACAAGGCGCUCCAGUCUGGCAUCUCCACUGUGGCCACCUUGGCCCAAAACAUGAAUUGGGGCGGAACAGGCGCUCUUCCUUCCCAGCCAGGUAGGGAGUCUCUGACUUCGGUGCAGGCGUUCACCCUGGGAGUUCAGCGUCAGGCUCUAGAUGGAGGGUUGAGCUUAAUGGGCCAGCCAGAUCGAAGUGGUAUGCCAACAUGGUUGGCUCCGGUGCAGCCCAUCAAUGCCGCCGCGCCCCUCAAACCAGGCCGUGGCUCUACAGAGGCCCUGCUUGAAGCUCCAGAUUCAAACUCAGCUUCAGAGCACUCAGACGUUGUCGCUCACACUGGAGACGGCGAAGGCGAACAAAGCACAACAGUCAUCACACCCAUCUCACUGGAAAGUUCUCUUCCUGGUUCCUCGUCACUUGAGUCUAUCCCUCUCUGGGUGGAAGCAGCUCUUCGUCUUGGAGUCCGGUUUAUUCGUGUAGCAGCUUCAGGUCCCCCCAAUGCUCUACCGUAUGAGCGGAGAACAGAACAGCCUCUCGUUUGCUGCGACUGUGGACAUCGUCAUGAGCCCACCAUUGAUGAGUAUUAUUUUUGGCUCGAAGACAAUCUCCGGUUCGACCCAGCCGACAUUGCCGCCUCCCAGAAUGCAGACCUGCACGAUAACGUGCCCGGUGUGCGCAGUUCAACAGGCGGCAGCCCGCAGAUUGAUCCGCGCACCAUCCAAGCGGACCCGACGUCAGAUUGGGAUACGCCUACAGCCAAGAUGCUGCACUGGCAGUCGGAGCCGCUUGUCCAUUUACGUUGGAUGAAGGUGCACAGAGGCGUCUUGCAAGACUCUCGGCGCUCAACGGACGGGAUUCCUCUUGUCGAUGCCGACCUCGACACUCUGUUUUUGGAUAUCCGCGGGCGGUACUUUGACUCGCUGCUCUUUAACGUCAUUAAAAACGACACAAGUACCGGCUUCCGUUUCGACAUUGCCACUGAUACCGCAAUCCCCAUUCCCGAGCCGGUCCCGAGCUCCCCACCGCCUGCGUUGCCUAUCUCGCAGCCACUCAUCGACGACUUGGCAGCUUUCCCAUAUUUUCUAUAUUUCAACGAGGGAGCGCCACUGGUGCCAGUGAGCACAUUCGGCACCAGCAUGGUCAUUGCAUCGUCAUUACGAACAGACUGCCAGUACCAAGCCUCGACACACUGGCUGAAACUAGUGUACGAUCCUUUGUCCAGGGAAAAUGCGUGGAUGAAUUGCGCGUCGGAGAGUAGCAGCAGCGCUCUGGAAGAAAUUUCGUUGGAAGUAGACGAUUCAAAAUCCACGGACCUGUUUUCCAGUGCGGCUGUACUUGGCAAGUUUCUCCAAGCCGAAGAGGAAGGAGAGAUUGCUGCCAGCGCCGAGCAAGAAGGGUUUCGGCAAGACAGUACGUGUUGUCCCACCGGCCCGGUCCGGCGCGCCAAAGCUAUAGGGCGAGCGGUGACAAUGGAGUACGUCGAGACAUUACUCGCCUGGGCCAGCAGCGUUCGCUGUCUCAACUCGCUAGAGGCAGACCAGCAAGCCGACACCCUGCUCAGCGUAGCGGCCAAGAUUCUGGGCAAGAAGCCAAAGAAUAUCGCCGCCGUCGAUCUAACACGAGGCAAGAUGACUCUCGCCACGUUCCAAAGCUCGGAGCCUGCUCUGAACCCCAGGCUUCUACGCCUCUUUGACGCCGUCGAUGAGGGUCUCAGCAUGGUUCGUGCCGGCAUCAACAACCGCCGGCUUCGCAACGGGGCGCUUGUACGGGAUCGCGCAACAUGGGGUUCUCACAGACGAUUCGAUAUAGGCACGGCGGGGGGUGGCGGCUGUGACGGACUAUGCGACUACUCCUGCUCGCAGGCGUAUCGGUAUAGCUCCAUCUUGCCAAAGGUAUAUCAGUGGACCGCUAUUGUGAAAGCCACCGGUUCUGCCCUGCUCUCUGCCAUUGAAAAGGCGGAUUCUGAAGCGCUCUCUUCGAUCAGGACUUCCCAGGAGCGCCAAAUGACAGAGCUCGGCCUUGACAUUGCCAAAAACCAAUACCGGGCUGCAGACUGGGAUGUCCAAGCGCUGGACAAGCAGAUGCAAGGGGCGCUGACCAGGCUACAGUAUUACCAAAAGCUGAUUGCCGACGGGCUCAACUUUAACGAAAUGGGCUACUUGUUCGGCACAGAAGCGUCCAUGGCUAGCCGAACCAGUGCCAACGUCUCGGACGGCAUCGGUCAAGGCAUGGCCAGCGUUCCCGACAUGUGGGUUGGAGUGGCUGGCGUUGCCGGGAGCCCGUUGCAGUUCCAGCAGAUGCCCAUGGGCGUCAAGAUGGGCACCGGCUUCGCCGCCGCGGCUCGCAUCCUCAAUACGGUGGCCGACAUAUCCACCUCCAACGCCGGAAUGCAGAAUACACAGGGCAGCUGGGACAGACGCCUGCAAGAGUGGCAGCACCAGUGCGACGUGAUUACGUACGAGAUUCAGCAGAUCAAACGUCAGCGUCUUGCCGCCCGGCGUCGGCUGGAGGUGUCGCGUAGGGAGCUGAACAAUACGGAGAGAAACAUCGAGCACCAGGCCGAAGUGCGAGACUUUUUGCGCGACAAGUUUUCCAAGUACGAGCUGUACCUGUAUCUGCAGCAAGAGAAUGCCGCACUCUACCGCAAGACCUUUUCUGCGGCCGUAGAGGUGGCCAAGGAAGCACAGCAAGCCGCGGCGUACGAGCUCGGUGAUUCGACACUGGACAUGAUUCCCUCGUCGGCGGCCGUCUGGGACAGUCUCCAUUCAGGGUUGCUAGCGGGCGAGAAGCUCGAGGUGGCGGUUCAAUCACUGGACAGGGCGUAUAUGAAUAAGAACUGCCGCGAGUACGAGUUGGCAAAGCAUAUCUCGCUGCGGCUGCACUUCCCGGCUAGCUUCGUAAUGCUCAAAUCAGCCGGCUACUGCGAGAUGGAUAUUCCAGAGUGGUUGUUUGACCUCGACUAUCCUGGACAUUAUAUGCGUCGCAUCAAAACGGUUUCCUUGACUAUUCCGUGCGUGGCCGGACCGUACACGGGUAUUCAUUGCAAGCUACAGCAACUACACAGCUCGAUCCGUCAGAGUCCGCAGAUGGAGACGUGCGGCGACUGCUGCUGCGCUGACAAGAAAAAGGCUGAGAAGCCGCCAGGAGCUUGCAUCCAUGAUCCUUGCGUGGCGACGCGCUAUGCUGGGACGGAAGCCAUUGCGACGUCGACGGGACAAAACGACUCUGGUCUCUUUGAAGUGAACUUUGGGGACGCACGCUACCUUCCGUUCGAGUACUCAGGUGCCGUAUCGCGGUGGCGUCUUGAGCUGCCUCAGGAAAAUAACCGCUUUGAUUUUGCUAGCGUGAGCGACGUCAUUCUUCACAUGAGCUUUACUGCAAGAGAGGGCGGUCCCGAGUUCCGGCGGCAGCGUCAGGACCUUGCGCAGAAACACCUGCCAGCGGACGGGCUGCGAUUCUUUGACAUGAGACACGAGAUGCAGGAAGCUUGGUCGGUGCUUCGACGCAGUGGAAAGUGCGAGACCUGCCUUUGGGAGCAGCGCUGCCGGUCAGGGGCGUGCGAUGAUGACGAGGAGCACUGCAACAAUCCUGGUGAGCGACAAGCGGAACGCAAUUCCACAUACCAUUACAAUCAGCGCCGCCACAAGAAACGCAGCUUCGAGCUUGAACUGUCGCGCCAAAUGUUUCCGUUUGUGACGGCAUGCCGCACGCUGGCCGUUGCAGGGGUGCACAUGCUCAUUGAUAUCAAGGACUGCGACGGCGAUGAUUUGGAGGUGUUCCACAUGGUGUACGUGCCGCCGCGAAAGCCGGGCAUCUGUGCAGAUACCAAAAAGGUGCCUUUUGUGCGGACAGCGAGUGGCAUGUGGCGAGGAAAUGUGCAGUUUGCGGAGCCGAUCAUCGUGCCAGAUCUGGGCCCGCGAGAGGCGAGAGGUUUGGGAAAGGGGCUGUUGGGAACGGACGUCUGUGAUUUUGGCAUCGGGAUGACCUGCGAUACUGGUGACUAA